Molecule: messenger RNA, 2661 nt
Organism: Puntigrus tetrazona (Sumatra barb)
Lineage: Eukaryota; Metazoa; Chordata; Actinopteri; Cypriniformes; Cyprinidae
Product: poly(ADP-ribose) glycohydrolase
Exons: 17
Coding region: 718-2343 (541 amino acids)
Biological process (GO): carbohydrate metabolic process; regulation of DNA repair; nucleotide-sugar metabolic process
Cellular component (GO): nucleus; cytoplasm
Molecular function (GO): poly(ADP-ribose) glycohydrolase activity
Source: RefSeq, a predicted model, not a curated record
CGUCUGACGGAGAGCAAAGUCCGUUAACCUCCGAGAAAAACACCGCGAACGGACCCGGACGAGCCGGUCCAGAUCCUGCCGCGAACUCAGCGGUGUGCAAAAUCACACACUUCUUCACUAAAGCUCCACGCGGAGGAAGGUUAGUCAUAAGCUUAAUAACCAAUAUCCCUAACCCACGAGAACACUGCGCGUACACCCAGCUGCGCAUGCGCUGAACGCCGAUCGGACAUGACCAGCGUCACGUUACGUAAUUAAUAUUCAUGAGACCAAGCGACGGUCUGACGCCGCUAAAAAGUUUAAUUUGCGUAUAGUUUUAGGCUUAAUAAUCAUUUUUUAUAAUAACAAUGCUAAAGUGACUAUCUGUACUAUUAAUUUCCGUCUCAGUUAUUUUGCUCUUUAGUUUGAUACAAAACCUAACCAUGCAGUCAGAUCUGUCUCAGAUCUGCUCUCAUACAGAAAGUGGAAGUCAAGAAAACGAAAGUGAUGUCUGACACUCGAAGACGUUACCGAGCGUAUUCGGUUUAGACUCUUAACUUUAGAGGCUGCCGUGAAUGGAUUCAGCUGGGUCACCGGCACCGGAAGCACCGGAAGCACCGGCGUGCUCGUCUCCGCUUCAGUAACUUUCCCAGCCCUGCUCAGCCUCUGGAGAGCUUUGACUUUGGUCUUCAGGAGGAUUGACUGCCGAUGUUGUUGUAGAACGUGACAGAGCUCUGUGGGAUGAUGAAGAUGCGUCUCUGGAGGAUCAGACUCUCUCAGAGCAGCUGCUCGUUCCUCAGACGCUUUCAGAGAUCUUCAGCGGCAGCGGCUGCAGCAGGGGCUGAUGGGAAGGCGUUGGGAGCUGGUGUGUCUGUCAGUGAGCUGAGGAGGACCCCGGCGUGCAGCGCUCCGUUACCGGCCCUGAAGCCCACCGGCAGCCACACGGUUCUGAUCCGAACUGAUGUGUUGAAGCCCGGAGAAGCUCCAGAACCACAUCCAUCUCCAGAUCAGCUGCAGGACUGCUGGGACCACACACACGUCAAGCUGCCCUGCUCCGAGAAUAACCUGUUUCCUGUGGACCAGACUGUCCAGAGCCGUUGGGAUUUGAUCGUUAAAGCACUGAGUGUCCCGUUCUGUUCUUCUGAUGACGUGAAGGAUGCUAUACUGAAAUAUAAUACGGGCCAAGCGAAAGGAUGGAACUUCACAGCACUGCAUUCGUACUGUAAGGGUCUGCGGGAGUCUGAAGCUCUGCAGAUGUUUGGAGAGCUGCUUCCAGCGAUGGCACAGCUUGCGUUGAGAGCACCGCUCCUCCUCACACAGCCGAUCCCGCUCUUGAGGACACAGCGCUGCCGAUCUCUCACUCUGUCUCAGGAGCAGGUCUCCUGUCUGCUGGCAAACGCUUUCUUCUGCACCUUUCCUCGAAGAAACUCUCAGCGGACGGAGUACAGCAACUAUCCUGACAUCAACUUCAGCAGGUUGUUUGAAGGUUCGUCCCGGUCAAAGCAGGAGAAACUCAAAACUCUCCUGUGCUACUUCAGACGGGUCACACAGCAGAGGCCAGGUGGUCUUGUGACGUACACCAGACAGUGUCUUCAGCGUCUGCCCUCCUGGUCGAGUUCAGAAAAUCAGUUUUGCAAGAUUCACAUCAGCUGUGAGGGAAGCAUAGAGGACCAGGGCUACGGCAUGCUGCAGGUGGACUUUGCCAACCGGUUCGUUGGGGGGGGCGUGACUGGUUCUGGUCUGGUUCAGGAGGAAAUCCGGUUCCUGAUAAACCCAGAACUCAUUGCCGCUCGACUCUUCACUGAAGCUCUGGAUGAUAACGAGUGUCUGAUCAUCACAGGUUCAGAGCAGUUCAGCAGAUACUCGGGAUACUCUAACAGCUUCCGCUGGGAAGGAGCUCACGAAGACCAGACACCGAGGGAUGAAUGGCAGCGCAGAUGCACAGAGAUCGUGGCUAUAGACGCCCUUCCUUACAGACGAUUCCUGGAGCAGUUUCACCCUGAAAACAUGAGCAGAGAGCUUAACAAGGCCUACUGUGGGUUCGUUCGUCCUGGAGUCCAGACGGAGAAUCUGUCGGCCAUUGCAACGGGGAACUGGGGCUGUGGAGCCUUCGGCGGAGACAAGCGUCUCAAAGCUCUGUUGCAGAUGAUGGCGGCUGCGGAGGCUGAGAGAGAUCUGAUGUACUUCACGUUUGGUGACACAGACCUGGUCGAAGAUGUCCUUCACAUACACAAACUGAUCACAGACACACACACCACCGUUGGAUCUGUGUUCAGGCUGUUGCUGCAGUAUCAUGAGUGUGUAUGUUUAAAAACUACAAGCAAACCCCAGGAAACACUUUACAGCUUCCUCUCUGAGCACCUCUGACCUCUGACCUCUGACCCCAGCGGCUCGGACUGUUUUCUGCUCUCAGUCGUCACUGUAUGUGCCUCAGUAAAGCUGAUUGAAAUGCCUGUGUGUGUGUUGUUUCCGUGUGCGGCUGGCCCCGGGCGGAUGAAAGCGGGGCCCCGCUGGGCUCCGUAUCGACCGGGCCGCUCGUGAACACACUCUUUGUAGCGUACGGAUUUCAAACGCACAUCUGCGCUCGGGCGUGCCGCUCUUCUCUCUGUUCUGCUCCUGAAUGAGUUUGACCUUUUGAGACGAGCUCAGAUCAGAAACAUUUAUAAAAUACAAAGUCAUCUGUGA